Daldinia caldariorum is the source of this 1968-nucleotide messenger RNA. RefSeq lists its product as uncharacterized. The coding region runs from base 438 to 1439 and encodes 333 amino acids. Lineage: Eukaryota; Fungi; Ascomycota; Sordariomycetes; Xylariales; Hypoxylaceae. The transcript has a single exon. The record is from RefSeq and is a predicted model, not a curated record.
CCGCUGCUACCCACGUACAAUACAAGUCGGUUAUGUAGGAAUUUUUCUUUUCUUUCCAGUCACCGCCUACGCCAUGUUCGUCAUCUAAGGGAAUAUGCCUUGCUUCCAUUGAUCAACUACGAAGAUAUCAGGUGCUGAAAGUGUUGCUAGCUCAUAGUCUGCUCUAUGUUUUAAUCUGUACAUACCAUCGGAUAACAAGGGAAGAGAAGGAUCCCGGGUAAGCAUUCGGCCACGAGCUGAACACGCCGUGGCGUUUGCUUUAGGUCUUACACUAGCGCGCGAACCGGCUUCUUGGUAGAUCAAGCUUCGUCGAAUCGUGCAGAUCGUGCUUGGGUAUCAUUUACUAAAUCCCAGUGACCUCUUCGCUGGGAAAUCGGGGGCCCUGCCUUUUUCUCUAUCCACCCUUUCUGCUUCCCAGAUGUUUCGCUCGUCGAACCAUGCCCGGGUCUUUCGCUUCCAACCAGAAGAUGGGCUCCGACAUCUCUCUAGAUGACGACGAUCCGGCUCCGUCCCCGGAAAACAUCCCGGACAUACCAUGCCAGCAUCCCUCACCUACCAUGUUGUCGUCAUCCCAGAGUCCAACCCGUUCAGAAGGAGAGCGCAUGGAUUGUCUUGUUCGACGGAUGAGCGAACAGACAUUCGUGCGGGAGUCAUUAAUGGCAUCGGCGAUGGAGUCGCGAGGCUACGAGGCCAAUUCAACCUUACCAGUGAAUUCGACCAAUUCAGAGCCAAUUGAAGUAGACAUGAAAACGCCGCCUUACAUACCCGAGUUUUCAAACGAGUUCUCGAAUGAGUCCAGUUCUGGUCACCAAACCACCUCUCAACGCCCGAGCGACCAGGAUGUAGCACAUUUAUUACCGCCCCAACAAUUGGACAGAAUACCCAAUCAACCCAGCGAUCCAAUUAUGGAUGGGGCCUUAACCCCCGGUAUCGUUGCCGAAGAAAAACGGAAUCCGCCUGAAAUGAGUCUUAACAAUCGCUUUCCCAACCUGCGCAGGUAUGAUUUAAUGGCGAAAAUGAUCGAUAACGAAGAACAAUGCAAUAUACGCAUAUCGAGACCAGCAACUCUAAUUCCAGCAUCUCGAAUUCCUUCUUCAAUCGACCCUGUGCCUUCCGCCGGUCCUCCCAAACGUAGCGGUCGGCCGCUGCCAUUCGAUACCAAUACUGUUCUAGAGGUCGACGAGGCGAUUUGCACGCAGCCCGACGAGGAGACGCCUAGUGACAUUCUGAGCCUAAGGGAUGCUAGGGGCCCGGAAGGCAUUAGGAAGCUGGGACACCUUAAAUACAGAACGUCGUUGGAGACGGCUAUGCGGUGCAAGAAUAUGAGGAAGAGCGCACCGAGGAUGCGGAGAAGGCCAAAGCCGAAGGAAACGCAACAAAGGGAUGCUCGGAUAGACCCGGCGUCAACGACGACUCCGACGAGCUCCACGGCAGCAUGAUUUCGGGUUAUUCUACGUUUACAUUGUUUCAUGGGUUUUCUUUGGUCUUAUCACAUAUACCCCGAGGCUGGAGGCUGGCGUUGGUGGUUGAGUUACGGCAACAAGAGGGUAUUGCAUAUAUUACGUCGGGGACCAUUCAUUUCUGGGUAGGGUUGAAUGGGCCAUGUUGGACUGUCAAUAGCAUUGGGUUUGGCGUUAGGGGGCAUAUGGAUUCAAGCUAUUCAAAGGCUGCAUGGGUUUGUUCAACUAAACCACGAAUUGCUCCUCUAUGAUUUAAUUGAAGAACGGGAUGGGUAAAGGAUGGGUUGGGAAUCCGUCGUGUACCUAAAUAGGUACCUAGGUAGGUACUUACGAUGUCGGUUUACCUGUAUAUAAGGUAUGCUAUGAUAGUAUUUCUGCGAUUUACAUACAAAUGUCGAUUAAGUGAGUUUGUCCUGCUCAACUCAAGGUCGACACCCAAUGUCUUUGGUAGAGAUCCCUCAACCAAACUACUUUCAAAAAUAGUGAAAUGCAAAUUUUACUCAAUUCA